Nematocida parisii ERTm1 is the source of this 3075-nucleotide messenger RNA. RefSeq lists its product as uncharacterized. Lineage: Eukaryota; Fungi; Microsporidia. The record is from RefSeq and is a predicted model, not a curated record. The coding region runs from base 1 to 3075 and encodes 1024 amino acids. The transcript has a single exon.
AUGCUUAUAAGGAAAGAGCUUAUUAUAAUUAUUGGAAUAGUUACUUUAUAUAGGAUAUGCUGUAAAGUAGGGUUAAGUACAUAUGAGAAAACCCAUGGGACUGAGAUAAAAGAUGGAAUGUACAUAAAAUCCAAUGGGUCACUAUCUCCUAUACAGGAAUUUAUUUGUGAGAAGUUGAAUUUAAUGUAUUCAAUGCGGUUUUUAUCACCGGGAACAGAUGCACAUUACAGUCUAAUUGUUAUAGAUGAUGAAGAGAAUGAAAGGAAUUUAAAAAUAGAGUCAACAAGAGACUAUAAUAAGGAUGUAGCAUAUAUAAAACCUUCUACUGAAGAGAAGAAAGAAAAGGCAACAGAGAUACAUCUCACUGAGCAAAAGAAUGAAGAAACAGCAGAGAUUCCAACUGAAAAAAAAAAUGAAGAAAAAAAGAAAAAGACAACGUAUUUUGAAGACUACCACCAAACACUGAUAGAGAUGUUUCCUUCUUCUACUGGGUUUUUAUCAAUAUAUACUUCUAGAAAUGAUUCGUUUAUUAAAUUUCUUCAUCUUGAGCAUGUAAGUAAGCAUAAAAUUCAUAUUUUAGCUUGUUUAUUUUUAUUGGCAGAGGGAGUGGAUAUACCACUGAAACUAGAAGGCAGUAAAACUAGCCCAAUGCUAGUCUUGAAAGAGAUCAUAGUAAAAUCUGAGGAAGAAAAUAAAACAGAAGACUUGAAAGAGAGUAAGCCGGAAAUAAAGAAGAAAAAUAAAAAGAGAAAAUUAAAAGAGAGCAAAACAGAAAGUAAGAAAGAAAAUGAAGAGAGUGGAGAGAAAAAAAAUAUAUUCUCUCUAAGUAUGAAAUACCGCCCGGAUAGUAGAAAGAAUGAAAAUAGCAAAGAAAAGAAAAAAGCAGUACCACAAACAAGAGCAGCCAAUGUUAUAAAUUUCUUUAUAGGCAAUAAAACGAAUCUAGAUAUACGGGAAGGGGGUAAAUAUGCAGAGCCAAGAACAUAUGAAGAGUUUAAAACCGGCAAGUUUUUAAACAAUGCACGGUGGCUAAUACAGUAUUAUAUAUUCGAGUACUUGGAUAGUGAAGAAAAAAUAAUUGAGUUGGCAAAAGAGGUAUAUUCUAUGCUUAAAGAGUGUAUAGAACAAAAAGAGAAGGAAGGAUCAAAUGAAGACGUGGAAUAUCUGAAAAGCAUUGUUGACAAGUGUUUUGUUAAAUCUAGUGGUGCUAAUACAAUUAAAGCAAAGCAUAGAAUAGACAUAUUGACUACAAUAUAUAAAGAGUCCCCUCUAGUAAAUGUAUUUCCAUUUUCUGGCGACAUAGAUAUAUCAAAAUAUAGAAGUAUCUCAUCAUAUAAUAGAAAAGAAGAUUCCUUUAAUGUUGGCAAAAAGUACAGCGACUGUGUUGAGGCUGGAUUGCUUAGCUUGUUUUGCUGUUUAGCAUAUGAUUCAAAGAGUAAAGAGUAUAAUAUAGACCACAUGGGAGAAGUAUCACCGGACUUGAAAAGGUUCUUUGAUACGUACAAUAAACAACUGGAGACUGAUACAUACGAGAUGCAUAUGGAGUGGAGUAAAGUAGUGGCUGAUCUAGAGAAUGAGAAUAUUAGAUAUCUAAAAGAAAAUAGAAAUGAGCUUGCACCUGGUAUAAUAAAUAUGCUAUAUGUCAUUGCUGAAAUAACUGGGAGGUAUUCUGAUGAAGAAGAAUCAUUUAAAGAGCUUAAUACUCUUCUAGAAAGGGAAGAUAAUGUUAAUCAGAGUGAAUUAUUCACAAAAGUAGAGUUAUACACAGAAGAAUUGAUUUUAUCACUCUCUAAGAAAUAUACUGCAGAAGAAGACUCAGAAUUGCCAAGCAGAGAAAUAAAGAUAGAUAUUUUAAAUAUGUCAAAAUGCCCAAAUCUUAAUGGGCAAACGGAAUUAUUUGGAGAAGUAGUUAUAACAUAUAGUUAUUUAAAUUUAGAAGGAGGAAUAAAAUUGAUCCAUACUAUUGAGCAUUUACAGGCCACAUCCUUCCCCAGUAGAAUUAAUACUUUAACAAAUGAAAAAAAGAAGGAAAUAAUUAAUAAUAAGAACAGUAUUGAGAAUGAGUCGGAAAAAACUCUAACAGAUUUCCUACUUAUGCACUUUGUAGACAAAUUAAUGGAGGGUAACAGAUUUAUAAGUAAUUAUUAUAAAGAAAAUAUAAAGAUAUCACGAGAAAACAACUAUUUCUACCCAAUAGAAAAGUUUUUUCUGUAUAACACAUUUAAAAGCGCUGAAUAUAAAAUAUACAUAAUACGAUAUAUUAGAGAGUGCUUAUUAGAGCAUUCAUUAGAAGAAACCGAUCCAUGGUCACGACUUCUGUCUAAUAUAAUAGGAAGUCUUCCAUUAGAAGACUUAAAUACAGUGCGUGACGUUUUUUUCAAUCCAUUAUAUAGAGCAGGAUUCUACAAAGGUUUCUGUACAAAAGUUAAUAUACCCAUAACGAUAGUUGAUAGAAAUAUCCUUUCAUACUCAGCAGGUGUGUAUUAUGAGCAAUAUAUAUAUAACAACAAUUUUUUCAAUAGGCAUUUAGAGUUUUUAAAGGCUCACUUACUAACAAAAAGUGAUAGAGGGAACUUUUUUGCAGCUAUAGUAUGCCAAAUUGACAGUGGUUCUAAUACUCAGUUUCUUUCUCUAUUAACACAUGGAAUUACAUCUAUAAAACCAUUAUUAGAAAUUGAAGCAUUUUUAAAUAGCAUAGACAGAGAUCUUCCAGAAUAUGAAACCGUCAUAAAAGCCAAUGAUAUAUGGUUGGUUUGGCUUAACAUGUCUUUUAGAUCAGAUGUUUUUAACAAGAUUACAACAAUACUCUUUGAUAAAAUUGUGAUUGAUGAAGAUUUUAUCACAAUUAAUGAAACUAAAUAUGAAUAUACAGAUGAAAAUAUUAAAAAUACGAUAUCAAAGUUUGAAAAAUCAAAGUUUCCUCAAACAGUAAAGAACCACGUGCUUAACUUGAUUAAAAAAGACCUUGAAUACGCCAAAAAACUUAGUUAUCUAAUAAAAAAGUAUGAAGUAUUUUUGGUCCGUGACGUGCGCACGCCGCGAAAGCCGGCUGUGGGUGAGGUAAUAGUCAACUAG